AUGCCCGUAGGAACGCCUUCUCCGUUCCGUUUCCCCCAGCGUCCUGGCUCAUCUGCUCGACCUAGUGCUGCAUCUCAAUUUGCAUCUACUCCCCGCUUUUUGUUAUCUCAGAAGCCGACUGGCCCGGAAAAAGCGAAAGCAAAGGAUGAGAUCAACACUAGUGAUCCGGAGGAGUCACCGCGAUCAACUCCUCUCUCCACGGCACGUGUCGAGCCGCAGCAAAGAGGACGGGAAUUAAUCGAGGACUUGCAAGAUGAUGCGACUCAUCUCUUCAACUCCGGGCUGAGGAAAGCCGUCGAUGAUAUAUCUGAUAGUGAGACAAACCACACUACUCCGCCGGAGGGUGCCGGCGAUAUAGAUGCCGCAUUUGAUGCCCUGUUUGGGCCGACUACAGUGGAUCGAAGGAAGAGACGCCGUAUAUCUCUGGAUGAAGAACCAUCUACGACUCAACCUGCAAGGCACAACGCAGACAUGAUUCUGACUUCUUCGCCGGAGACUUCAGCGUUCAUUACAGAUCCGCCUUCGUCGCCCAUCCCCUUCCGUACUCCAAAGCAGAAUACUCUGACGCGGGGGACCGUAGCUGCUGCACGGCAAACGCCUAGGCCUGCGACUCCGGCAAGUACAGCACCAUUCCGCGACCAUCCUCGCUUCAAGAUGUUUCAACCGGCAUUGAGCAGUCAGUCGCAAUUCACCCCAAGACCGACGGCAGUAUCUGCGUCACAAUUACCGACCCCUGGGCCCCAAAGACAGAAGCCAGUCUUUGUCCUGCCUCGCUCUCCGUCUCCAUCACGGAUGGACGAUGAAUCGAUGAUUCCAACUCCAUUCUCCCCUUCCUCUCAUGCUCUUCGUCGGCGAGGCCGUCCCCGAUCGAGUACUGCAAACUACUUACCAGGCGGCAUGGCCUCGGACGUCCGCAGCUGGAUCCUGGAAACGGGAGCCAAAAGCGAACAGAUCCAGAAGAGUCUAAAUGCUUAUUCUAGGGAGCACCAGACCCAAGCGCCCCCUGAUCUAAGCCAGUAUUACCUUGUUCUUCGCAUCCUUGACGUCCGGCAGUCUGCGCUGGGUAGCUCUGGCCCAGUGGCUUAUAUACGUGGUGUGGAAGUCACUGUUCCCGCUGAGCUCGAACGUGAAAUCUCGCAGUCAAGGAGAGUUCUCCUUCUUGGUCCGCCUCGGCCAGCUAGCUUGCAGUCCUCUAGUGCAAGAACUCAAGUUCCUGAGCUUCGCACUGGUCAUCUGGUCGGAGUGUUUCGGAGUCUGGUCUGGGAGGUUGGCUUGGAACAGGCGCAUGCGCCGAGAGAAGAAACGCAAGAGAACGAGGAGCUUGUGAGCAGUCUUGGGUGCGAUACAAGCACUGAGAAUCUGGAGGAAUGGCUCGUCGGGAUGCAAUGGGAACUAAUCGACCAGAAUUGA
Aspergillus novofumigatus IBT 16806 is the source of this 1410-nucleotide messenger RNA. RefSeq lists its product as uncharacterized. The record is from RefSeq and is a predicted model, not a curated record. Bases 1 to 1410 code for a protein of 469 amino acids. NCBI's taxonomy places the organism in Eukaryota, Fungi, Ascomycota, Eurotiomycetes, Eurotiales, Aspergillaceae. The transcript is spliced from 2 exons.